Messenger RNA from Fragaria vesca subsp. vesca, 1079 nucleotides. RefSeq names its product vacuolar protein-sorting-associated protein 37 homolog 2-like. Lineage: Eukaryota; Viridiplantae; Streptophyta; Magnoliopsida; Rosales; Rosaceae. Gene Ontology annotation, cellular component: ESCRT I complex. Gene Ontology annotation, biological process: protein targeting to vacuole; ubiquitin-dependent protein catabolic process via the multivesicular body sorting pathway; protein targeting to membrane. The coding region runs from base 221 to 898 and encodes 225 amino acids. The record is from RefSeq and is a predicted model, not a curated record. The transcript is spliced from 7 exons.
CGUCUUGUAAUAUAUCGAUCUCUACCAGCACACGCAGACGUAACCGUUGAUUUCCCCAAACCGGAAAGAAACCCAGUUCCAGCUCUCCAACUCUUUCUCGUCGUCUCCUGCUUCGUCACCGUCGCCGUCUUCUCUCUCUCUUCCUCCUCCGCCGACUCCACUUGUUCCGAUUCCGGCUCAGCUCCAAUUUGAUCGGACGAUUCUCAACCUCUCCCUAGCCAUGUUCAAAUUCUGGGGAUCACAGGAGCAGCAAGCUCAGCCACGUCCGGAUGAUGCUGCUCCGUCGCAGCAGUCUUGGUAUCCUCCCUCUGUUAGUUCAUCGUCUCGGCCUUUAACACCGAGUAGAACCUCUUCUACUCCCAAUUUGAGUUCCAGGGGUAGCUCGCCUGUUUCUCCAACUGAAGCUGCCGGUGUUAUUGCUUCUUUGAAGGACAAAAGUGUUGACGAACUACGGAAGCUUUUGUCUGACAAGGAUGCAUACCAUCAAUUUUUCCUGUCGCUCGAGCAGGUCAAAGAUCAAAAUAAUCUAAGGGGAGAGCUACGAAAGGAAACUCUGCAAUUAGCCAGGGAAAACAUGGAGAAGGAACCACGCAUGGUGGAACUUAGAAAUCAGUGCAGAAUAAUUAGAACAACAGAGCUGGCUGCCGCUCAAGAGAGGCUAAAUGAGCUUGAGCGACAGAAAGAAGAAACUUUGAAGUCACGUUCACCUUCUUCCCUUCUCCAAAGGCUUCAAGAAGCAAUGAAUAAGACAGAGGAGGAAUCUGAAGACCUGCACAGGCAACUCCUCAAUAGUGAAAUCGAUCUGGGGACUUUUGUUCCAAAAUAUAAGAAGCUUCGCAACACUUACCACCGACGAGCGCUUGUUCAUCUUGCGGCAAAAACAUCUUCAAUCAGCUGAAAUUGUAAUGAUUGGGACGCAAAAAAAAUGUAUACUUUCUAGUAGAUACAUAACAGAACAAUUCAGAAACAUUGCUCUAGAUGGUUGAUUUCUGUUUGCUGUGUAUGUGUAAUAUUUGGUAAACUGCUGGUCAUUGCAUUCUUAGUAUUCAAUUUUGAUAAAAAUUCUUGUCUUAGUAAAC